Messenger RNA from Tuber aestivum (summer truffle), 3007 nucleotides. The record is from the annotation of a GenBank genome assembly. Lineage: Eukaryota; Fungi; Ascomycota; Pezizomycetes; Pezizales; Tuberaceae.
AUGCCCCCACCACCACCGCAAGAUAUUACUGGUAAUGCUGUCGCGUCACGUCAAAGAUACCACUACACUGCUGCCGGUAAGUUCUAGUGUUUUUUGGCGGAUGAUGGAUGAAGACUGAUGCGUGUUUUCGUUCGAAAGACCUGCAAAUCCUCCAUGAAAUCGUUUCGCUCGCCUCCGUUAUUCCGGAGAACAGGUCGUUCCGCGCAAUAUGGAGGGCUUACGAUACCGUUCUUGCUGCUAGGCAGAUCAAUCCUGCUCUGGAUAGCGUGUACUUUAGGUUUAUACUCCAGCUACAGGGAGCGGAGGGAAACACACUUUAUGAUAAGUUCAUGCAAUUGCUUGAUGCAUGUCGCCCUGCUGUUUCCGUGUGUUCGCAGCCUACUAACGGAAUCAAUAGAACCAGGGAGUUGACAUCUCGGAAACGAGGUUUUUGGAAACGCCGGCGGCGACGUCGGACUACACAAGGCGAAGAUAUGAGGAGGCAAGGCAGAGAAGGGAUAUGGCCACCGGAGCGUAUGCCGCCUCGGAGCAGGAGGGAGGAUACACCGCGGAGGAUGAGUAUGAUAGACAGCAUGAUCGACCUCCCCCGCGCCGGACUGCUGUCGAGGCCCGUUCCUCCAAGCGUUCAUCGGGGAGCCAGGUCGGGGAUAGGUCACCCCGUGAGAGUGCCAUUAGAGCGGCGGAACUCGCGGCGGAGUCUCGUCGCGAAGAGGUUAGACAUCGCAGGGAGCAAUUGGCAACGGGGGAAUACGGACUUGAGGCGUCCAGUAUCCCAGACCCUCCCCGUGUGCCGGAGAAUGCCGCGGAUGCACUCUAUAACCUCCGGAUGCGUACCGUUCUGCGGGAGCACUUCCAUCAUUGGCAUCUGGUGACAAUUCAACGUGUGGUACGUCGACGAUCGCUCGAGCAGAUUGCUUUUCUCCAUGAUCGCAGAACUCUUUUACGGCAGGCUUUUGACACUUGGCAGGAAACAAGAUGGUUUGCUGUCGUCGAGCGCCGGGCUGAAGUGCGGUACAAUUCCGGGCUCCUAGCUAGCGCGUUCCGUCUCUGGAUCCGGAAGACGGCGGCCAUUGUCCAGCGGUCCCAGGAAGUUCGAGAGCGAAUCCUCGCGAGGAAAUAUUUCGGUGCUUGGAGGCAGGUGGUCGUCGAAAACAACGCGAAAAUUCGACUCUUCCAACUAUCUGGCGCACUUUUGAAAUGGAGGAACAGCUUGGCUAGGAAGUGGGAGUUGGCAGCGCAAGCACAGGAAGUUUUCGAGAGGAAUCUCGCGCACCGGGCCUACUGGACUUGGUUCUUCAAACUCUGUGGGGUGCUAGGUACGAGACGGACUAAGGAGAAACUUUUGCUGGACAAGUUUUCUGUAUGGGUGGACCGCACGGAGGAGAGGAUUCGCUUGAACAGAAUGGCCGGAGCUUUCUUUAGGAGACGUACCCUGCAAGUUGUUUUUGAACAUUGGUCUUUUCGUACCAUCAAAUGCCUUGACCAGGCAGAUAUCGCCGCAGACCACAGGGAAUGGUCUCUGGCUCGCGGUGCUUUCGAGGGAUGGCGUCGAGGGACGCGAUUUACACCUCUACUGGAUGCCAUGGUUGAAUUCGUCAAUGAUCGCAUCGGGGACACAUUUUUUACCUCCUGGAGAACACGAGCGAGGCAGUCCAUCGAGGCUGAGAACGUAUCAAGGACCCGCCUUCUCAAGCCUAUCUUUAGCAAUUGGAGACUGAGAGUAAGACACAACGUUAUGGUUGAACGAGUAGAUGAAAGGGUUGCUAUAUGUACGCUCCAUGAAUGGGUUUUGCGCACGAGGAUUCGGGAAUUCAGAGCGCACAGUGAGAGGGAGUUGAAGGUGGACGCUUUGUCUCGCUGGGUGGGAAGACUCCGGAGUCAGGGAGAUAGGAUGGAAAACCUGUACCAUGAGGUGACUGUCAGGCGGGAUCGCAGGAUUGCCACUGGCGCGCUGCGCAUGUUACGGAGAAAAUUACGACUUAUUCAAUUCUCGGAGAGCGAAGCACGAGCAAUAUACCGAAGCAAUCUUGUCAGCGGGGCACUCGUGAAAUGGAGAGCCGAAAGCGACGUUUACUUGCGGCUUGAUGACUGGGCGGAUGAUGCGGUUUACUAUUUCACUGUCAGAAGAACCCUAAGGGGAUGGAUGAGAGCAUUCAGGGAGUCCAGGAAACAAAGAUUAAGGACGGCCUAUCGCACGGCCGCCCGGAAGACAAAGAGAAAACUUGCAGCAAGGGUUAUUGAGGUUUGGAAAAGCAAAUUCGACAGAAUCCAGGGAAUGAAUGACACUGCGCGAGUCUUCGGUCGUGAGCGGGUGAUAAACACUGCGCUUAAUAUCUUCCAACGGUGGCAGACCCGGGCGCAGGCUAUACUGUCGCUCGCCAUCCAGGCAGAAGAGGCCAGUGACCUCCGGAUUAUGAGACAACAUCUCAUCUCUUGGACCGACCGCCAUAGCCAAAACAUCGAACUCGAAGAACAAGCUAGAGACUUAUCGGAAGAAGCAACUGUGCGGGCAGCAAUUAAGUAUUUCAGUCUAUGGGAGACCAAAACCUGGCACUUGAACAUGCUUCGCAUGACAGCUAGCAGAUUCGAGAGGAAACGAUUCAAGGCACUCUUCAGGAUGUGGAGGAUCCGGACACAGGAUAAUAUCGAUUCCAGACACGAAGAGCAAGAGAGGACGAGAAUACUCAUUCCACCGGGCAUAGAUGAUACAAUUGAAGGAGGUUUUGGCGAGGAUUGGAUUCCACCUCUCCAUCCUGGCGCAGGGCAGUCGAGUACCCCUCCCGGAACGCCAAAUCCUCCGAGAAGUUCGACUGUAGUAAUGCCUACUCCUUGGAGAACAUCUGCUACCACUGUGCUCGCGAGGAGUAGGUUAUUUGGCAGGACACCUGGUGGAACACCAGGUGGUAGAUUAUUUGGGAGAACAGUCGACGGUGCACCCGCAAGCCCACUUCUGAGGUCUACCGUUCGAAGGUCGAGGGAGCUUGGGAGGUCACGAUUGGGGGAGUGA